This is a messenger RNA of Spodoptera exigua (beet armyworm), 4071 nucleotides long. NCBI's taxonomy places the organism in Eukaryota, Metazoa, Arthropoda, Insecta, Lepidoptera, Noctuidae. The record is from the annotation of a GenBank genome assembly.
AAUAAUUGUGUUCUAUGGUGUUGUGUGGCGAUAAACAUCGAUAACGAAUAGGUACACCACGCACGCUGAGCGCACGUUUAAAAGAAAAUAAAUAAAAAUAAAAAACUAAAAUUCCAAAAAUAAAAGUGUAAAGUGAAGUAAAAUUCCUGAAAGUAAAAAUAAAAAGUGAUUAAAAUUAAAAUUUGAAUUUGGAAUAGAAUUGGGAAGUGUUUUGUUUUAGUGUAACAAGAGUGGAUGGCAGUGUAGUGUAGUGUAUGUGUAUGAUGAGUGGUGGGUAUGGAUGACCCGCAGACUAUCCAUAAAACCUGCGUGAGGGUUAACUCCGCGGAUGACGACGAGUCCAGGGAUGAAGUCGACCAUGAAUUACCAAAGAAGAAUCCCUUCGUCCGGGGUUCAGACCCUCGCGUGGCGACCUGCCGUGGGCGGCUGCAGACUCGGCGCUGCCAGCUCAACCAGGAGAUCAAUAAAGAGCUUCGGCUUCGGGCCGGCGCUGAGAACUUGUUCAAGGCCACAACGAACAGAAAACUCCGUGAGACGGUGGCCCUAGAGCUGAGCUUCGUGAACUCCAACCUGCAACUCCUCAAGGAACAGCUGGCGGAGCUCAACUCUUCGGUGGAACUCUAUCAGAGCGACAGCAGUAAAGAAUGCGUGAUGCCUAUGAUCCCGUUGGGGCUCAAGGAAACGAAGGAGGUGGACUUCAGGGAGCCGUUCAAGGACUUCAUUCUGGAGCACUACAGUGAGGACGCGGCAGCUUAUGAAGAUGCUAUCUCCGACUUCAUGGAUAUGAGACAGGCGAUGCGCACCCCAGUCAGGUCGAGUGCGGGCGUCGCUCUGCUAUUCAAGUACUACAACCAGCUGUAUUUCAUUGAGCGACGGUUCUUCCCGCCAGACCGCUCGCUUGGCGUCUACUUUGAGUGGUUCGAUUCGUUAACAGGAGUCCCGUCAUGCCAGCGAACAGUGGCUUUCGAGAAAGCUUGUGUCUUGUUCAACAUAGCUGGCAUCUAUACUCAAUUAGGAGCUAAACAGGACCGCUCAACGUGUUCAGGCCUGGACGGCGGUGUGGAGGCGUGGCUCCGCGCGGCGGGAGCGCUGCGCUACGUGCUGGACAACUUCACCAACGCGCCCUCCGUCGACCUCGCCGCCGAUACGUUGCUCGUACUCGCCGCGCUUAUGACUGCGCAGGCCCGCGAGUGCCUGUUCGAGAAGCUGCAGCUGCAGGCGCGCGAGGCGUGCGCCGACCUGCGCCGCGCGCCCGACCUCUGCCUCGACCUCGCACGGGAGAGCGCACAUCUCGCGCACACAUACGGACAGCUCUACGAUAAGAUGCAAUCAGAGGGUGUGUUCAACUACGUGCCAUACUCGUGGGUCUCUUUAGUCCACGUUAAGACUGAGUUUUAUAAAGCGUUGGCGCACCAGUACUGUGCGACAGGCCUACUGAACAUGCCAGCAUCCUCUCGCUCUCCAAGCCGACUUGCAUCACUUUACGAUGCUGAUACACACCUCGAUAAUGGCUCUUCUAUAUCUCCGACGCUGAAGGACGCUGAUGUAGAUUGGAUCGCAUUAGGGCGCGCACAUCUUGCAGAAGCACUCACUUUGUACGAAGAAGCGCUCAGGCUACAAAGGAUGUGUCGUGAGUUACGCGGUAAGGAAGCAAUCUCCCUGGUAGUACGGGCACAGCUAGAACGCGCGGCGCGGGAGCGAGCUGGAGACACGCAUAACGACAAUGAUGCCAAUGACUUCACAGACCUCAUUGACGCGCCCAACGUACAACCCUCGUCGAAAUUCCAACUGGCCCUAACGCAACCAGACUUCGCUCAGCACAGAGUAGAAGAUCUAUUCAAGUCUUUGGGUCCAAUAGCCAUAUUCUCCGCCAAACGUCACUGGAGUGCCCCACGCCUCGUCCAACUGCAAAAAUAUAGAGAUGGCUCCCGACGCAUUGAAAGACCGAGAAAUGGAAACGUAGAAGACUAUGAAGAAACAAGAAACGGCAAACACAGGAGCGAGAAACGAGAUAGAUCAGAAGAUAACAGUACUUAUUACAACCAAAUAAUUAGAAGUGACGAGAAAUAUUCCAACGAAUAUGAAAAGAAGAAACUGCAUAGGGUAACAAAGCAGAAUGGAGUAUACAUAAAUAGUUACAACAAUAAUAACUAUGAAUAUCAUCCAAAAGUCUUGGACUAUGACACGCAGAACGAGUAUAAGACUAAAGACGGAAAGCUUGAAAAUGGAGUGAAAGAAUGUAAUGGUAAAGUGAAGAAUGGAAGGCGAAAGGAUCCUCUUAGAAGGGCAGCGAGUGAAUUUAACGUGUCGAAUGCGAAAAACGAAGAUGAAGGCUUUGGGUUUUCUGUGAGAGGAGACGCGCCUGUUGUUAUUGCAGGAGUUGAGCCCAACUCUUUGGCUGAAAUCGGUGGUAUGCGUGAAGGAGACUUUAUAAUAUCUAUUGGCGAUACUGAUGUGAAAUGGAGUUCUCAUGAUGAAGUGGUCAGACUGAUCCAGGAAGCAGGAGACACACUCACUAUGAAACUAGCUACACCAAUGGAUAAGAGCUCCCUUAAGGCGUCACCAGAAACUCCACGGCAGUCCAACUCGAACCAAGGCUCGGUGUCUGCAGCGUCAACAGCGUCCAGCGGCUCGACAGCAGUGACGGCGAGAUCCUCAGCGCGCCGCGCGCCAUCUUGGAACCCGUUCCGACGUCAUACCACCAGGGAAAACAGCUCUCAUCGUGGCUCUCACACCAGCAAUAUUAUCUUCAGAUAAAAGAUAUGAUUUCGCUGAAAACGCAACCCUUUUUGUUAAAACCGCCAUCUAUGAACGUUUUCUUGUAUUAUUGUUUGUAAUGUCGUCUAUUCCUAACGCCAUCUUUUGGUAGUUUUGCAAAAAAAUUAAAUCUAAAAUCGUCAAGCUAAAUAUUUGUACUUAAAACAGUAUCAAAGAAAUUACUUCUGAUUUAAGCAAUGCUGGUCAAAAAAUCGAUUUAAAAUGUGUAAUUUUUAAAAAAUGUAGAGUAUCAAGUCACAAAAUAUCAAAGGUUUAUCUUUAAUGUCAAUCAGUAACGCCAUCUAUAUUUAUUAAGUCGAAAACGAUUUUAUUAAUAAGUAAAAUAAGUUUAAAAUACCAACGCCAUCUGUUAUCAACUCUCUGUACUUACUUAGCAUGUUUGAGGAGAUUUAGUUAAGUUUUGGGCGAGGCAACAUUUGCUACUAUUAUAUUUAGGUUCCUAAAUAUAUAGUUAGGUAUGGGAACUUUAUAUCGGCUAUGAAACUCCAAAGUUAAUAAUUUUGUAUAAGUUACAACUUGGUAAAUGAAAAAUAUCUGUUCUAUUUAUGGAUUAAUAAAGUUUAUUAAGGUUUUUUUUAAAAAAAUCUAUGUUUCUAGUAUAGAUUUAUUGUCUUCUGGCAAUUCUUUAUACUUUUUACCUAUCCUUGAUUUUAUUUCCAACUUUUUUCUUGCUUCCUUGGAAGUAAUCGUAUGUUUUUUUUAUAUUUUCAUUAUUUACUAUUUAAACUUAAUAUUGAUUGACGCCUUAAACCGUUCUCCGAACUCGAAUGUCUAUGUUAUAUUGUAAAAAUAUAUAUUUCAUACUUACAUACUAUUAGAAUAUACCUACCCAUUCCCUAAAUAACUGUCACAUCUUUAUAUUGAAAAAAGACGUGCGCAGUUGUAUAAAAACGUCGACAUUUUGAACAAAACCGACUUCUUUUCUCCUUCCAAAAUCGAAUAUUUUAAACUAGGUACUCAAACUAAUGUUGAUAAGUCUUCAAUUUGAAAUUGAAAAGUGAUCAACUACGGAAUUUUGUCGACAGUCAGACCGGUUGUAUAUUCAGGGUGUUACUAGCUGGCCGGGCCCCCAACGAACACAGGGCCCCAACAGACUUGAAUUCGAACUCAAGUCGAAGUAAAUAACGAAAAAACUACAUUUCUAGUACAUGCACUUGACAUGGGCCCGUAACUUUGCCACCCGGGCCCCUUCAACCAAGUCCGUCUCUGUCGACAGUACCUACUGCCUACUGUUUACUUAAAAAAACCGGCGGCUGAUUGUAAAACCAUAAUUUAAUUAAAAUAUUAUAUUAU